CCUCGAACCUCACGGAGAGAGAGAGAGAGAGAUCUUUUGGUGUGUUAUGGAGAAGAGCGACCACAGAAUCGAAUCCAAGCGCCGAUGUCCGAACUCCCCCGCCGUUAUCUCCUUGUAGCAACCCUGUGUUUGAACAGAGCCCAAGGAGGUGCCCCGCAGGCUCUCCUCCUUCCCACCCAUCUACUGCUAUAAUUACUGCUGGGGUUAUUUCCAUGCUUGCUGAACUCUUUCUCCUACUACUACUGCUGCUGCAGCAGCAGCUGCUACUCCUUCCCCGAGUCACUCCAGUGGCAUGCCGAGAGCUGCUUCCCCUUGUUUUUUCUGAUGGCCUCCACCUCUUUCCUCCUCUUCCCUCCCCCAGUUCAUGACUCUUCCGCAUCCUCCUCCGCUGAUCAUCCCAACUCCAACUCCAACUCCUCCUCCUCCUCCACCACAUCAUCAUCGUCAUCACUUAUUUAUACCAACUCCACCACGCUUCCUCCACCCCAACCACUACUGUUUUUGCCUCCCCAGUCGAUUUAUUAUCAGCAUCAGCAGGAGGAAGAGCUUCUGCAACUCAUCUAUCUCCACCAGCAGGAGGAACAAGAUAAGAUGGUGAAGAAGAGGCUGGCGUCGGAGCUCGACCUCCAGUCCGGUCCUUCUUCUUACAGCGCAGCUCGUCUACCUCGCCGCGGUGUUUCCACCGGCUCUUCCGCGACUCCUGCGUUCCCAGGGGACCUCUCCGGCCAGCCCUCUCUACUGUUCAAUCCGUCUUCGACGCCGUCCGUUGACGUCGGUCAACACAACGCUGCGGCUUCGGUUUUGUUGCCUGUUACAACUAGUAGUACUCCGCCCGUUCCUCUGCCAUCUUUGCCUGCUCCUCCGCUUCCCGCUCUUCCCUCUCCGGCUGUCUGUGGUUUCUCCGGCUUGCCGCCGUUUCCGCCCGAGUUUGAUCGGAUUGUUUUGCCCGCUUCGAGCGCGGAGGGCCUUCAGCUGGUUUCUUCCUCUGCCGGCGGCGUUGGUGGUGGUGGCUCCGAUGAUGAUGGGGCGGGCACCGCUUGGGUGGACGGGAUUAUCCGCGAUAUAAUUAGUAGUUCGGCCGGUGGCGAGGUUUCCAUACCUCAGAUAGUCAAUAGUGUCCGCGAGAUCGUCCACCCUUGCAACCCAGGCUUGGCGGCCCUCCUUGAGCUGCGACUCCGGUCGCUUAUAUCCGACCCGUCGCCGGUUCCAGUGGUGCCCUCCCUCCCCGGGAGCGCUGCAUCGGAUCUCUCCGACAAGCGGCGGAGAGACACCAGGAUGGCCCCGCCGCUUCCGGAAGUAGGCCCGGCGCCCAAACGGGCGAAUCCGCCGCCGCCAUUCCCUUCCGCAGCGGUAGCUACUUGCGGUCGAUGGGAAGAGCCGACGAGUCGCCUCCAGAGUGCGCAGCAGAGGCCGCAGCCACCAUUGCAACCUCAAACUCAUCCACAACGGAGCUCCAACUCCGUUUCCUCCGAGGAGGCAACUGCUGCGACUUCGGCUGCCGCAGCGGCAGCGGCAGCGAAGGAGAAGAGGGACGAACUGCAACUGAGGAAGCGGGACGAGGAGGGCCUCCACCUGCUGACGCUCCUGCUCCAUUGCGCGGAAGCGGUAGCCGCGGACAACCUGGAGGAGGCUAACCGGCUGCUACUGGAGAUAUCGGAGUUGUCGACCCCCUUCGGCACGUCGGCCCAGCGCGUGGCGGCCUAUUUCUCGGAGGCCAUGUCGGCUCGUCUGGUGAGCUCGUGCCUGGGCCUCUACGCUCCGCUUCCGACGGUGCCCCACCGCCACCGUCUGGCCUCCGCCUUCCAGGUCUUCAACGGCAUCAGCCCCUUCGUCAAGUUCUCCCACUUCACGGCCAACCAGGCCAUCCAGGAGGCGUUCGAGCGCGAGGACCGUGUGCACAUCAUCGACUUCGACAUCAUGCAGGGCCUCCAGUGGCCGGGUCUCUUCCACAUCCUGGCCUCCCGUCCCGGCGGCCCGCCACGGGUGCGCCUCACAGGCCUCGGAUACUCGAUGGAGGCACUCGAGGCUACCGGCAAGCGCCUCUCCGACUUCGCCGAAACGCUCGGCCUCCCCUUUGAGUUCAUCCCCAUUGCCGAGAAGGUCGGCAAUCUGGACCCCGAGCGCCUUGGUGUCUCCCGCCGCGAGGCCCUCGCCGUUCACUGGCUGCAGCAUUCUCUCUACGACGUUACCGGUUCCGAUACCAACACUCUGUGGCUUCUCCAGAGGUUGGCACCCAAGGUGGUGACAAUGGUGGAGCAGGACCUCAGCCAAGCAGGUUCCUUCUUGGCCCGGUUCGUGGAGGCAAUCCACUACUACUCAGCCCUGUUCGACUCGCUCGGCGCCAGCUACAGCGAGGACAGCCAGGAGCGGCACAUCGUGGAGCAGCAGCUGCUGUCUCGCGAGAUCCGCAACGUGCUCGCGGUGGGCGGACCGGCGCGCACUGGCGAGGUCAAGUUCAGCAACUGGAGGGAGAAGCUCGGCCAGUCCGGGUUCCGCGGGGUCUCGCUCGCCGGCAAUGCAGCGGCCCAGGCCACCCUCCUCCUCGGCAUGUUCCCCUCCGACGGCUACACUUUGGUGGAGGAGAACGGCACUCUUAAGCUGGGAUGGAAGGAUCUUUGCUUGCUCACCGCUUCCGCUUGGAGGCCAAUCAGCCACUCCCGGCCGCCGCCACCUCCACUCUAGUUUCUUCUAAUGCUCCUCGUUACUUACUGACCGUACCAUCCCAGAGACCGAGAUAGGGAGCGGCAGUGUGGUCUCACUCGCGAUCUCGAGAAAGAGAGGAAAGACACGGUGAGUUGGCCGUGGCCGUGGCCGUGGCCGUGUCCUUGUCCUCUCUCCCGGCUGACAGGCGCAGUCAGUGUGCAGUCAGUGUUUGGAGGAAGCCCAAGCAUGGGAGAGAUGUUUAGGAUUUCUAAUGGUGCUAUGGUAACAGUUGAUCUUUAGGGUUCGGCGCCACGGGGAAUGCCAGAGUGUGGCAGACACCGCAGCUCGAAGUGUCAUGUCAAAGAUAUGAGGAAAUUUCUCCAGGCAGCAGUAAGAUGGCGAUGGAGUCGGAGAUUGGUCGAUGCGUUGGUUUGGUGGAGAGAAGCCAUCCUCUUUCGGGUCCGUUCUAUCAAUGACGAGGCCUACUGUUGCCAUAGAUCAAUCAUUCAUAUGUUUUAAUUAGUCACACGCCUACAGGAUGGAGUCCAUUGCAGAAGUAUCAAGAGAAAAAGGACGUUCGUAUUCCCUGUUCUCGGAAGCAACCUCUUCUCUACAAGCUACAGUGAAAAGGACUGCUAAUUGCAGAAUUAUUGGUCUGUUGCAGUGGAGGAGAUGUACGCGGACGCAUUAUUAGGCAUCUUAGAUCGAAUCCGUGACUUGGAUCGAGUGGAAGAGGCGGAUCUGGGAUGGAGUCGCGGGGGCAUAAUUGGAAAUGCCUCUUCGGUGGCGUCCGAGGCUAAUGAAUUGGCAUUUAUCGCUGUACUCGAUGCAAACGUUGCAUGCAAUGAGGCUAAUAAUGCAUUGCAUGGCUCGUUGAUGCCGUGCCCACGUAAUCCUCACUAAUAUCUUGCAGCUCUAUGUAAAAUAUCAUUAGGAAAUUUAGAGGUACCUUUUGAGAUUUAAUCUAAUAGUCUAAUUAAAUAGAAUUUGUUUCUUUC
Musa acuminata AAA Group (dessert banana) is the source of this 3641-nucleotide messenger RNA. Its product is annotated as protein SCARECROW 2. Bases 325 to 2682 code for a protein of 785 amino acids. Gene Ontology annotation, cellular component: nucleus. The record is from RefSeq and is a predicted model, not a curated record. Gene Ontology annotation, biological process: gravitropism; bundle sheath cell fate specification; radial pattern formation. The transcript has 3 exons. Gene Ontology annotation, molecular function: sequence-specific DNA binding; DNA-binding transcription factor activity. NCBI's taxonomy places the organism in Eukaryota, Viridiplantae, Streptophyta, Magnoliopsida, Zingiberales, Musaceae.